GCGUGCAAUGUCUUGUUAAGUGGCCGGAAAAUCGGAACGCAACGAUGAGCGAGCCUCCUGACCGACAGAAGGUGAUCGAAAAGUACCUCCAAGAAUUACGUCAUGACGACGGCUACUCUCGUAGCUACCUGAAGUCAGACGAAGAGCUAAAGCUUUUUGAGAGGUCCCUGGCUGCCGUCAACGAGAGGUAUGCUGUGCGGACAUCAAGAGACCUGAGCAAGUCGUCUAAAUCCAAUGUCGUCUUCUCCAUGAUCCACUGCGGAUCUCGAAUCUCUCUGGACAAUCUGCCAUUCCGAGUUGUCAAGAAAACCGUCAAAGUGUGCAUAUUUGGAACGGAGUACUACAAGAAAACUCAGGAGAAAAAAAAAACAGAGUUCAAGUACCACUGACUGGCAGAAGGAGGUGUACGAGAAGCGGGUGAACCUCCAAGGCACAAAGAAGAAGGGGUGCGCAGCAACAAUGAAUUUGAAGUGGAUUGAGUUGUACCCAGAUUUCCAGGUGGAUGUGCCCCAGCCAUGCUGCCAGACAAGAGAGGGUCGUCUGAAAGCCGACAAGGCCAAGGAGCAGCAGGAGACACUUGACGCAGAGCAGCAGACUGUGGCCAAAGAGACGCGGGUAUAUGUUAGGAUUACCGACUGCAGUUCCCAUCAAUCAAAACCAUGGUUUCGAGGACAUGGAAGCUUUCAGCCAAAACAUGGACAAGAGCGUUGCUGAGCGAAUUCAGAUGUUGGCAAGAGAAGGCAUUACUUCUGCAUCAGAUGUGAAAAAGUGCCUUCACUAUUAUGUGCACGACGUACUUUUUGCGAACAAGGAGAAGCCUGAUAGCAGCUGCAGGGCCUUUUUCCCAACACAUCGUGACAUCAGCAACCAGAUCCAAGCUGUGCUUAAGAAAGACCGCUUCAGCACAGUUGAUCAAGAGAAUGCUAGAAUCCUAAUUGAAAAGAUCAGGGGUGAGCAACCCGAAUCCUCAUUGUCUAUCGGCCGUAUGCAGCACGCAGCUUCGUGGGUAGCAGCGACUCAGACAACGUGGAAGAGGACAUUGCCAGCGAGUGUGAAGACACGUUGCAGCGACUCAGACAACGUGGAAGAGGACAUUGCCAGCGAGUGUGAAGACACGUUGCUGUUUUGCUUCCAAACAAAAUUCAUGAGGAGCAUGCUUAAAAAGUACGGAGGCUCAGUAGUUUGCCUGGACGCAACGCACAAGACAAGUGACUAUGCCCUACCACUUUUCUUGCUUGUCGUGAAAACACCAUCGGGAUACACACCAGCUGGUGUGUUUAUCAUACAGUUCGAGAUGGCCCACUGUAUCGCUCAGGCUUUAGACGUUUUCAAGCAGUGGUGUGACAACUGGUCCCCACAAUACUGGAUGGUGGAUUAUAGCAAGGCAAAAAUGAGUGCCAUCAAGCAAGUGUUUCCAGAGAGUCAAAUCUCCAUCUGUGACUUCCAUAGACUACAGGCAUGGCAGAGGUGGCUGCGCAGAAAGGAAAACAACAUAUCCGAUCCAGAUGAGGCCCUGAGACUCAUGAAACACGUAGCCAGUGCUUCAAAUCAGCAUGACUUUGACAAGGCGGUUGAAGUCCUUGUUGACUCUGAGUAUUGGAAAAACGAAAGAUUCCGCAGUUACUUUGAACAAGUGUGGCUGUCAGUAAAGGAGCUGUGGGUCAUGUCUUACAGGCUGGAGUUUGACGUUGUGUUGACCACAAAUAACGGCAUUCAGGCCCAAAACCGCGUGUUGAAGGCACAGUACGUGAAAAGUUCCAGCGGGAAACGGUCAUUAACAUCCCUGAUCAUGACUGUCGUUCAUGGCUACCUUCCCGACAAAAAAAGCGAAAUUCCAUGAGACAGCAAGGAGGCAGUCAUCAGCGUACAGACAGUACAGUGAAAAUGUUCCUGCAUACCUGCACAACCGGCCUCAUGGGUUCGUUAAGCAUAUGCUGAGACGGCUUGUUAACGCAGAGGAAUACACCCCCACAGACAUGGAAGAGCUCCCCGUUGAAGGUGUGUUGCUGAGACGGCUUGUUAACGCAGAGGAAUACACCCCCACAGACAUGGAAGAGCUCCCCGUUGAAGGUGUGUUUACAGUUCAUUCUGAAAGAAGUGAUGAUGAUCUGUACACUGUCGACUUCACCAAGCCAUCGUGUACCUGCCCUGAUUUCAGGAAGCACAAGUACCCAUGCAAGCACUUUUGUGUUGUUUUUAAGUACAGCGACAGGUGGGGCUUUUCCUCUCUUCCGCAGAGUUACCUCAAUCGACCGCAAAUUACUCUUGGAAGCUGUCCAGAAUCCGAAACAAGUUCCGAGAUUCCCCUUGUCAAUCAGCCCAGCCCUUUGAAGUGUCUUCACAAGAUCUUGGUACAGCAGCAUCAGAGUCAGACAUUCCCUUUGUGAAUGAGACCAGCUUUUGUGAAGUGCCUUUACAGCCUGGGGUUUCUAUGCUUCCUGGGACAGCAGCCCCCUCAGUGUCGGAGCUACACAAAAGUAUAACCGAGGAAUUGGAAAAGUGCAGUUCCCUCCUUUACUGCUGCCAUGAUGUUCAAACACUGGUGGAAGCUAGGGGCUUAUUGCAAGCCACCUUCCGUAAGCUGGCUGAAUCUGUGCCACAGAGUUCUGGCCUUCACAUUCGGGGCUCACCGACAAAAGGAUGCUCGUCUCUGAAGCCUCUUCCGAAAAGAAGACGCCUAUAGUGUGCUUUCACUCUGCCAUUGACUGGAGCUUUGACUGCUAGGAAAGGAUCGGGGGAAACGGUGAAGAUGGACCACUCUGUGAUUUUUUUUUUCAUUUUUAAAAAAAUUGCAAUUGUUGCAAAACUCAAUUUAUUUUACCAUUCAUAACUUUGGCCUAAACACAGUGUUCAGACAUCUUUGUGAAUAAUUUUUAGAAAGUUUAGAGCUUUUAAGAUUAAUAUGGUAUGUUUUAUACUAGACUUCAUUAUAGUCAUGCAAUUGUGACAUUGGCAACGACUGUGUAUGUGUAUAAUUGCAGCCGUAAUUUUUUGUGUUGGUGAUACUCUCAAUUCAGAGAGUGUGUGAAAGUAUGUUUUUAGGCUUCUGCUUUCAAUCUAUGUGUAUAAAACUGUUUGUAAAGUUGCAUUCUUUCUGUACUUGCUACGGACGUGCUUGCUUUUAUACUUUCCUUUUGACAUUUUAAUAUAGUACCUGUUGUAUGUGAAAGCAUGUCGGUACAUUUUUUCGCGUGGUCAUUUUAAGAUGCAUUCAUAACGUGCUUGUAAUAUCCAUAGACUGUAAAUAAACCAAAUGUGAGAGAAUGCGUAAUGAGCACAAAAAGUUUACUGUGAAAAUGUGAAGUAUGGUUACCUACACAGCAGAGCAAUUUCAUCAAGACUGCUGCAACAGCUGUGACCGGUUGAUGUAGAGGCUGGGCAAACAAACUGGCGCUUUUUUUUUAGGGCAACUAUGGGAACUACCCCCUCAGUGAAACGCUUUAGGUAUAUAUAUUGAUACUGCAAAGUAAAGUUUGACAUCCACCUAAAUGUGGAUGUCAAACCUUCCUUUGCAGAAUCUUACUCCAUCUUGGGGGUUUCCCCUAAAUCUGGUCCAUAUUGAUACUACUGACUUGGGUGAGCUGCUUAAUUAUUCAAUCUGAAAGCUUUUUAAAUGGCAUCAUAUGGGAACGGGGAUAUAAAAAGGGGUUGCAUAAGGAACACGAAUGCACAAGAAAAUAUUACCGGAAGGUGAUCGUCUCAACUUAGCCUUUAUCAGCUAGUAUUUUUGAACUAAAGUCUUUAACAUGUACAUUUAGUAUCGUGAAACUAGAAAUAGUCAAUGUAGAGCUGCCUAGUUUUUGCCCGUUAUGUAUCCAAAACAUGUAACCCAAUGUAUGGUGCUUACUACAUAGCCUUUCCAUGCAAAGGAGAGAAGCCUCAUGAACCCUCUUCUUUGUGCCUUGGAGGUUUGUUCACUUUUUCCGUACACUCCUUCGGCCAAUCAGCUGUACUUGUAUGCUGUAAAUGAAAUAAAGAAUAUUUAUUUCUGGUG
Molecule: messenger RNA, 3994 nt
Organism: Rhipicephalus microplus (southern cattle tick)
Lineage: Eukaryota; Metazoa; Arthropoda; Arachnida; Ixodida; Ixodidae
Molecular function (GO): DNA-binding transcription factor activity
Source: RefSeq, a predicted model, not a curated record